AUGGGUCAAGCUGUGCAGUGGGUGACCCACAGCCGCGCGGCCCGGCGCCGGAUGGGUCAUAUAUUGUUACUGUUGCAGUUAAUAGUGUGGGCGAUAUGUGAGGGGGUAUCAUCUAUCCAGAUAGGUGAUAAGGAUUUUGUCGACUCUUUGGACUUUGCACCUCUGUUUUCAUCUGGCGAUUCCGGCAUUACACCUCUGGCUUCCCAACCCAUUGCCGCAGCGAUGCUAAAAGUAGAUAAGAGUCAAUAUCCCCAAUUAUUUGAUACCGUUGUCAGUAGUUCUAUCGAUUCUUUACAAACUCGAGUAGCUCCAGUGGAAAGCGCAUUUUCCGCUGAAAAUUUUGGGUUCAAUCCGAUAGCUAGUAAAAGCUUUCAUUCACCGCAGAAGUCAGCCAGGCUAGUUGCACAUCCAAAACAACAACGCCCACAGCCACAUUUAGUUCCUAUCGGGCAGCAACUCAGCCCUUUGCGAUAUGACAUUAGAACUGUUCACGAUGCUGAUUAUAAAGUAUUCAAACCUGAAGAUAAUGAACAGGGCGAAGAGAUAUUGUCAGCUUUAAAAAAGAACCCAUCAGUAGCUGCGUACUUCAAACCCUCCAUCACUAACGUUGAAGUAGCCCAUCCUUUGAAUUAUCGCAAAGAAGAACUAGCUGAAAAUCCCGAAGUAGAACAAAACUACAAGCAAAAUGCUUAUAUUCCAGGACCACCACGUCUUCGACGAUACACCAGGGGGAGGCAAAGAGAAAACUUAAAAAAGAGAGGUGAUGAUGACGAUGAUCCCUAUGGCUAUAAAGCAGAUUAUAUCUCAAGGCCGAAGGCCUUCGAUAGUGAUAUCUAUAGCAGUGCAUACAAAGAAUCCAAAGACCCUAAAAAGGAUUAUGAAUAUCCGUAUGGAUACGAUUCGGGCUACGAUCAUAAAGAAUAUGAGAGAAUAAAAUCUUUGUCAGAAGCACAAGCUGCUGAAAUCAAGAAAAAUCCGGAAAAUUGUAAGGAGGUUAAAAGGGACGAUAUGACUUGUAUGGUUUGCAAAGACACAAAAACAGGGGGUAACUAUGAAUCAUGUUCAUACGUUGCAGAACCUAAAAACAAUAAGUAUGCCUAUUCAAAAGAAAAGAAAUUUGAUAGUAACGAUGAACCAGAUGAGCCCGAAAGUAAUUCAAGGGAAGAACAACCAAAAAAGCUUUCUAAGUACGAGGAAUCAAAUGAUAGCCCACAUAAACAUGAAAGUCAAUCCGAGCCAAAGCCAUACGCAAGCUAUAAAGAGGACCCAAAGGAUGACGAUAGCUCCAAGGAAAAUUAUAAAUCUUACUAUGUACACACUACGAAACCAAAGCCCAGCGAAGCAUUGCGAGCGGCAGAAAAUGAUAAAUCGGAAGAAAGUGAAGAUGCCUUAGUCAAGCCUUAUGAUUAUAAAAAAGCCAUUCCUGGUUUCUACAGCAAUAAUGAACCGAAAAAAGAUGUUGAACAUGUGUUAGCAGAAUUCAAGAAGAAAGAUAGAUCGUCAUGUAAGAAGGUGCAAAAGAAUGGAAUGACUUGUUUCCAAUGUCUUGACAAAUCCGGGUUGAAACACGAGGAAUGCAUGUUUGUUUCCGAGUCGGCGCCCAAGAGUAGUCAUCUAGCUUAUCAAGAACUUAAAGAAUUUACAUCUAAGCCUCCAUCUCUAGAUGCAUCGAACGAAGGGGCCGAAAGCCAGACCGUCUCAACUAGCGCACCUCCUGCAAAAUCAGCCGCUUAUGUUGUCGCAAACUCUGGUUACGGUAAGAAGCUUAAGCGAAAGAAGGCACCUCAGGCUUCGUUGUCCGCUGCAGCUACAAAUAAAGUCUCCACUGUUCUAACUCCCACACAGCAGGCGGCGGUGAAACGUACUAAGAGAAGUGUGGAAGACGACGCGGAAACCAGAGCGGAAAUCGUUGACGAAACAAACAUAGCGCCUCCCGAAGAGUUUGCGGGGGACAAUUCUCAUGGUGCGUUCUGGGCAGAGACAAUGCCCCGUUACAGCGCAGCUUUAGGUGUGACCCUUCCUCAGUUUAUGUUAUCUCGAUCAGAACACGAAGUUUCCUUCGAUGAAACCGUUGCCGGUGCGUAAGUUAUGACGUGUUUUGUCAAUCUAAUUGCAUUAUUAGUAGAGCGUGUCGAUUGAAAAACGCUUUGAAACGAAGCCUGAACAGAAGGUAACGGGUAAUAGAUAUUGUUACGUAACAAAAUAAGAUUUCACAGAUAGACGUGCCGCUAAGUAGCAUGAAAUGUUUCAAAAUAGUCAAUACAAAUGGAACGUAAAAUAAGUAACAUAGAAAGUUUUCAAGGGAUGUUGAUUAAUUUUAGAAUAUUUUAUUUACAUUAUGAUGUGAUAUUAAAACAAUAAAUUAUAAUUGUUGAACUUUGUUAAGGACUGUCUUUAUAUAUUGUUAACUAGUUUUAGAUAAAUUGAAAUAAAAAAAUGUAUUCGUUUUAAUAGAGUAUUUAUUUAGACAAGCUUAUUCCCGCAGAUCCGCCCGCGUUAACCUAUAAUUCCGUUCCCAUGAAUUCCAGAUAAAUGAAGCCUGCGUUUGA
Amyelois transitella is the source of this 2549-nucleotide messenger RNA. RefSeq lists its product as uncharacterized. NCBI's taxonomy places the organism in Eukaryota, Metazoa, Arthropoda, Insecta, Lepidoptera, Pyralidae. The record is from RefSeq and is a predicted model, not a curated record. The transcript is spliced from 3 exons. Bases 1 to 2085 code for a protein of 694 amino acids.